Molecule: messenger RNA, 1068 nt
Organism: Thyridium curvatum
Lineage: Eukaryota; Fungi; Ascomycota; Sordariomycetes; Thyridiales; Thyridiaceae
Exons: 2
Coding region: 1-1068 (355 amino acids)
Biological process (GO): NADPH regeneration
Cellular component (GO): cytoplasm
Molecular function (GO): nucleotide binding; oxidoreductase activity
Source: RefSeq, a predicted model, not a curated record
AUGGCACCACGGAGGCUCAGGAUCGGCGUCGCCGGCUUGGGUCGCAUGGGGAAGCGGCAUGCCAUGAAUUUCUCCCAGUCGGUACCCCGGGCGGAACUAGUGGCCGUGAGCACUCCCGACGCAUCCGAGCGACAGUGGGCGGAGAUUCACUUGGGCCCGUCCGGCGUAUCGGUGUAUGCGAACUACGAAGACAUGCUCCGCCACGAGGGCCUCGAGGCGGUCUGCAUCGCGUCCGUGACAUCGGUGCAUGCCGAUCAGGCCAUCCGCGGCAUCGCGGCAGGCAAGCAUGUGUUAUGCGAGAAGCCUUUGGCCACUACUGCAGAAGUAUCGCAAUCCGUGGUCGAUGCCGCGGCGAGACGGCCUGACCUCAAGGUCAUGUGCGGCUUCUCUCGACGGUUUGACGACUCGUACCGAGACGCGCAUGCCAAGGUGGAGGCGGGCCUGAUCGGACGGCCCUCCGUGAUUCGAAGCCAGACCUGCGACGUCUUGGAUCCGUCCGGCUUCUUCGUGGCCUAUGCCCAGUUCAGCGGUGGCAUCUUCGUGGACUGCUCGAUCCACGACAUCGACCUGGCGCAGUGGUUCUUUGGCGAAGACAGCAAGGUCCAGUCCGUCUCGGCCGUCGGCAUCACGGCGGUAGAGCCCGGGCUGCGCGAGUACGACGACCGAGAUAACGCAGUGGGCGUCAUCGAGUACGCCGACGGCCGCAUCGCCUAUCUGUACUGCUCCCGCAUGAUGGCCGCCGGCCAGGAAGACUCGACCGAGAUCAUCGGUACCCACGGCAAGCUGACGGUGAAUCUCAUCCCGCAGGAGAACCUGGUGCGCAUCUACGAGCCCGGCGGCAUCCGCCACGAGCUACCGCAGAACUACUACGGCCGGUUCAAAAACGCGUUUGCGCGCGAGGCCGUCGAGUUUACCGACUGCUGCCUCGACGACAUCGAGGUGCCAGUCAAGCUGGCUUCCGCGGUGACCGCCGUGAGGAUCGGCGCGGCCCUGCAGCAGUCCAUGAUCAGCGGGGAGAAAGUCCGGUUCGAUAACGCAGGGGAGGGAGCGGAGCGAGCCCAUCUGUAG